This is a messenger RNA of Chelonoidis abingdonii (Abingdon island giant tortoise), 840 nucleotides long. RefSeq names its product homeobox D11 (gene HOXD11). The record is from RefSeq and is a predicted model, not a curated record. NCBI's taxonomy places the organism in Eukaryota, Metazoa, Chordata, Testudines, Testudinidae. Gene Ontology annotation, cellular component: nucleus. Gene Ontology annotation, molecular function: RNA polymerase II cis-regulatory region sequence-specific DNA binding; DNA-binding transcription factor activity, RNA polymerase II-specific. Gene Ontology annotation, biological process: anatomical structure development; regulation of transcription by RNA polymerase II.
AUGACUGAGUUUGACGAUUGCAACCACAGUGCAUCCAAUAUGUAUCUACCAGGGUGCGCUUAUUACGUUUCACCUUCAGAUUUCUCGACGAAGCCCUCUUUUUUGUCGCAAUCGUCUUCCUGUCAAAUGACUUUUCCUUAUUCUUCUAAUUUACCUCAUGUUCAACCUGUGCGAGAAGUGGCAUUCAGGGAAUACGGAUUAGAGCGCAGCAAAUGGCAGUAUAGGGGCAGUUAUGCUCCUUAUUACUCAGCUGAGGAGGUUAUGCAUCGAGACUUUCUCCAGCCUGCUAACAGGAGGACGGAAAUGUUAUUCAAAACGGAUCCUGUGUGCAGCCACCAUGGACCCUCCGCCGCUGCCUCCAACUUCUACAACACGGUGGGAAGGAACGGCAUUCUCCCGCAAGGGUUUGACCAGUUUUAUGAGACAGCCCAUGGACCUCCAUACCAGCAGCAAGCAGAGAACGAGGGGGAAGCGGCCAAGAGUGACUUGAAACCUCAGAAUAGCACUUGCAGUAAAACACCUUCCAGCCAAGAGAAGAAAGUGACAACAGAAAACAGCGCCGGUUCCCCUUCUGGUGAGGCUGUUGCAGAGAAGAGCAACAGUUCAGUUCCCCAGCGAUCAAGGAAAAAGAGAUGUCCCUACACCAAAUAUCAAAUCAGAGAACUGGAACGUGAGUUUUUCUUCAACGUGUACAUAAACAAAGAAAAAAGACUGCAGUUGUCCAGAAUGCUGAACCUCACUGAUCGACAAGUUAAAAUCUGGUUCCAGAAUCGAAGAAUGAAAGAAAAGAAACUGAACAGAGAUCGACUCCAAUAUUUCACUGGAAACCCCUUGUUUUGA